AUGUCCGACUACCCGGAGCCACCAUCGCACAUGGCCAUGCAUUCCCAACGGGAUGAUUCCCCGGUAAUCGGGCCGAGUUCUCCAUGGGGUCACAUCCUACUGCCACCUCCACCGAACCUGAAGAUCAUCACGUGGAUCUCAAACGGUCUCGGGCUUCGAUGCGCCAAGGCGCGUCGCACAUGUAUUGUGACGGCGCCGACUCGAAAACGCCAGAAAAAGACGGAUAGCCGGGUCACGGAGCUCGAGCGCAAGAUUGAUGCCCUGACUGCGACACUACAGCAAUCACAUAAUAAUGCAUUCGCCAUGGCACCCCCGGUGCAACAGUCCCGAUCUCCUCGGGAAGAGCCUGUCCCAGGGCGAUGGCUCUCGGGAGAAUUCCACGUGGCGGGCAAUAAGCGCAGCCACGAUGAGCUCUUGGCGUCGCAGUAUAUCCGUUCUGAUAGUCCAUCUACAGAGCAAAUACACAAGCCUUCGGCCUCUAAAUGGCGUGUUGACAAGGGACUCAUUGAUAUUCAAACGGCCAAUCUUGCCUUCGAUUACUACGUCAAUAAACUCGCAGUAGAGAUGCCCAUGGUGGUCUUUCGUCCUGGAACAACAAUGGAAGAUGUGCGCCGCGACAGACCUAUUUUGUUCCUGGCGAUCAUUGCUACUGCGGUUGGCAAAUUCAACAAAGAUGCCCAGCUCCCACUCUUGACUGAGACUUACAAAGUGAUGGCGGAUCGCGUCAUUGUCAAGGGUGAGAAGUCUCUCGAACUAAUCCAGGCAAUCUUGGUCUCCGCAAUCUGGUACAUGCCACCGGACAAUCUUGAGGAACUCAAAUUUUAUCAGCUCAUCCACCUAGCCGUGGUCUUAGCUAUGGACAUUGGCCUAAAUCGUCGGACUCAGGGUGAUCUUAAACCCUUCGUGCGUCUCAGAGAACUUCUAAUCAAGAAGCCCCAGGGUCCGAAUGUCGAUCUUAGUGGACCUGAGGCGAGACGAACCUGGGUGGGGUGUUAUUUCCUGGCCGUUCAGGUGACCACCGCUUUGAGGAGAACCCAUCUGGUCAGGUGGCAUCCAUAUAUGGACGAUUGUCUUCAUAUUUUGGAAAACCACCCCGACGCCUUGCCAUCGGACCGGCAAGUUAUCUGGUGGGCCAAACUUGGGUUCAUCAUGGAGGAGGCAGGAGUGCAGCUAUCGAGCGAUGAUCCUGACUCCACGACCUCCUUCUCAGACAGCAAAACAAGAUACACAAUCAAGGCUUUCAAUAAUCAGCUGACACAAUGGAAGAAGGACAUCCCAGUGGAGCUGUUCACCAUCCCUCUGGCACAUACGUACUAUGUUAUCAAUCUUUUUGUCCACGAAAGUGCCAUGAGUAUCGACUGCAAGGACAGUGUCAUUUCCAAUUCCCCGGAGAAUGGUGACUUGCCUGCCUCGGCUAUGGCCCCGCUUAUCGAUGCUCUCACUACAUGCAUCAAAUCAAUCCAUCAAAGCUUGGACGCCAUACUUUCAGUCGACCCGCAGCGCCUCAUUUGUCUGCCGACUGUAUCUUUGGCCCGAACAUCGUACCCGGUUGUCAGCUUGAUUAAGAUUUACUCACUCUUGACCGCGAGUGAAACGCGGAUUGGACAAGUCAUCGACAUGCAAAGCCUGAAGCUCGAAUGGUACCUUGAAAAAGUUAUCAACCAUUAUCGCGCUGCUGCCGCUCUUGACGGCGGCCGGGCCCCAGCCAAAUUCGGAAAUAUCAUCAUGAUGCUGCGAAACUGGUUUGUCAAGAAGAAGGAGAACGGACCGGCACUGCGCGAGAUCUUCGGAACCGAGAUGCGCUCGGACACACCAAGCGAUAAGCCAACACCGCAGCAAACCCAGUUGAAACAAGGCGCAACACCCCUCGAUCUUCUCAGCGAAGUUGCAACAGGGAACCGAUCCGGUCGAGCUCAAUUGAACGGCUCAUUCACGCAUCGUCCACCUUCCGGUCAGGGAUCAUUCUACUCACCAGCGACGCUGAAUCAGAACAUCUCAAAUUCAACGACACCAAGAGGCACCACCUACGGCCAAGCGGAAGUACCCACAACGUCCUGGUCAACACCGUCCUUCACAUCCUCCAUUACUGGGCCCACCGAUCCAAACAUCGGAAGCCACGCCUACUAUCAGCCCUUCACAACAGACCGCGGAACACCCAAUACAGCGCCGCCAAUGGUGGGCGGUCCUUACGCAGACGUGUCAGUCAACAUGCCCUCGACCAGAUGA
Penicillium maclennaniae is the source of this 2226-nucleotide messenger RNA. RefSeq names its product putative C6 transcription factor (War1). The transcript has 5 exons. Bases 1 to 2226 code for a protein of 741 amino acids. The record is from RefSeq and is a predicted model, not a curated record. Gene Ontology annotation, biological process: regulation of DNA-templated transcription. Gene Ontology annotation, cellular component: nucleus. NCBI's taxonomy places the organism in Eukaryota, Fungi, Ascomycota, Eurotiomycetes, Eurotiales, Aspergillaceae. Gene Ontology annotation, molecular function: transcription cis-regulatory region binding; DNA-binding transcription factor activity, RNA polymerase II-specific.